CUGAAAUCCUAAACGCCAUUCUCCCGAACGGUGCACAAUGUUGGUAACACAAGGGAUGCCUCGGGAAACUAGCAACUGACACCUGUCUCUUAGCCAUUAUCUUCCAAUGGGCUGACAUCGGAGAGCAAAAAUGUUUUUGAAGGACAUACCCCGGGACGCCCUGAUGCGACCUUUAACCCGGAACGAGGUGGUGGGGAUGAUAGUGCGUCUGACCAUAUUUGGAGCGGCCACUUAUUUCAGCAUCAAAUGGGUGGUGGAAGCCCUGGACCCCACACACAAGCAAAAGCUACAAGCAAAGAAAAGGGCUGAGCAGCUGAUGAAGCAGAUCGGAGUGGAAGGGGUGAAGCUGACAGAGUAUGAGAUGAACAUUGCUUCACACCUGGUAGAUCCACGCGGCAUGAAGGUCACUUGGAGGGACAUUGCAGGACUGGAUGAGGUCAUCACGGAGUUGCAGGACACGGUUAUCCUACCCUUUCAGAAGCGACACCUGUUCGCUGGCUCCAAGCUCUUCCAGCCUCCCAAAGGGGUGCUACUGUAUGGGCCUCCAGGCUGUGGAAAAACCCUGAUUGCCAAGGCAACAGCCAAGGCUUCAGGCUGCCAGUUCAUCAACCUGCAGGCCUCCACUUUGACGGAUAAGUGGUACGGAGAAUCGCAGAAGCUCACGGCUGCUGUCUUCUCAUUAGCCGUCAAGAUCCAACCUUGCAUCAUCUUCGUUGAUGAGAUUGACUCAUUCCUACGCAACCGCUCCAGUUUGGACCAUGAGGCCACAGCCAUGAUGAAGGCCCAGUUUAUGAGCCUGUGGGAUGGCCUGGAGACGGGAGACAGCCAGGUUAUGGUGAUGGGAGCCACCAACAGACCUCAGGAUGUGGACCCAGCCAUAUUGCGGAGGAUGCCCACUGCUUUUCAGAUCAGCCUUCCAAACGUGAAGCAAAGACAAGACAUCCUGAAGUUGAUUCUAGCAGGAGAGAAUCUCAGCAAUGCCAUCAACCUGAAGGAGAUCGCAGAGAAGACGGAGGGUUACUCGGGCAGCGACCUGCGGGAGCUGUGCCGUGACGCUGCCAUGUACCGGGUGCGCGACUACGUGCGCAAACAGCAGAUGAAGCAGAUCGCGCAACAGCUGCAGGAGAGUGACGAGGACGAGAGGCCGGUGGACGAGGACCGGUUGAGGCCCGUGACCCAGCUGGACCUGCUGUUCGGCCUGGACAAGAUGAAGGAGUCCAAGCAAGCCACUGUGUGCCACAGCUCCCUAAAGGAGGUGCCCCUGGAUUAACCAGCACCCACCUGCCCCUCUCUCACCUCACUGCCCCUCCUCUGCUCCCAGCACUCCGACGGCACUGCCCUUGGGACCUGUGGUCAGAGACAGGAAGUGACAUCGGCACAGGUGGAUUAAUCAGAGCUCCUGGCUUCUGUGAGACCGAUGUCCUUCUGUUUAUAGAGGCAAGGCAGCUUCUGAGAGAAGCGGGGGAUGGCUCUGUCUAAGUGUUGUCAAUGUUAGUAUGAAAUGCGCUGGCAGUCAGACAGUAUUACUGCAUGUAGAAAUGUAUACCAUUCCUAAUUACCUUUUACCUCUGUUGCAUAAUUCUUUUGAAGCUCCUCAUGUAUUAACAUAGGUAGAAGGUGUUGGAGGCACAGAAUGAACACGGUAACAUCCUUUGUCAUUGAGCCGACAGUAUUAAUGCAUGGUUUGAAGGGGUUUUGAACUGAGCACCAGUCUUACAUGUCAUUGAAAAUUUCUGGGACCAAAUUACAGCAAAGGUAGAACUAUACUCUGUGGAAUUUGCAAGAGCUUUGGACUGCUGGUUAUCAUGACAUAGGAAUCCUGCCAGCUAUCUUAAAGGAUAAUGGAGAUCUAAGUCUAAAUAUUUAACAAAUUAUUUGUUGUGUGUUUGAUAUCACUAAGGACCGUAAGGAAAACUUCCAUUAUCAAGCAAUAACUUUCAGAUGUGUAGUUCUGUCUGACUGCUAGUGUAGUAGACAGGUAGUGCACUGCUUGUGUAGUUCACAUUUAGUACAUGUAUGUUUUCCCCUCAGCUUCAAGUUGCUGAAUGUGUCUCAGAUUGCAUCAGCAAUCAGGCAUCACUUGAACUGUGAACUCACAUUGGACAAGCAAUGCUGUCAGUGGAUAGUUAUCUGCAUGUCUGCUUAAUAGACUAGAAAUGGAAGCCUUGUUCUGUUGCAUCAAAAGUCAAAACUACGGGUAGCAUACCAAACGGGAGAAUGACUUUUUUUUUAAAUGAAAACCAGACCAGUCUCUGUGAAUGUAUUUGCUUUAAACUGAAUUAAUCACUGCUCAUUUCAUUGCAUUCUGUCAUCUCUAUUUUGUGCUGUAGAUAAACCAUGUUUUCUCAAGAUGGGAUAAGGUUAUAUCAUCAGUGUUGAAUCUUAAAGCGGUCUGCUAUAACUGCUGUUACCUCUUUUCCAUAUCAGUUCUUCUAUUCCAGGAAUCCAAAUACAUUUCUGUUUAUCUUGAGCAGCGACCAAGCAAAUUGCUCAUUCUUGCCCAUUUGCUUCAGUUUUUUGAACUUGCUUAGUAUAGGUUGUUAAGGAAAUAAUACUCUGGGGAAAUAUUUGACUGGACUUAGCAAGCAUUUGUAAAUCAACCUAAAUCCCUUUCCAUGGAGGUUUGUUUCAAAUACUUUCAAAGAUGUCCUGACUCUUUACAGAAACCUCAAGGUGAAUUAAAAACUUAACUAUUUGGAUAUUAAAUUUGAUCUAAUAUUUUUAAGAACAGCCCAAUGUGACCUUUGAGCCUAACAUCGCCAGCACAGUCAUGUCUUACACUUGGGCAUCAUUUUAAGACUGCAGGAAAUGCUAUGUGAGCUAUCUUUUUUUUUGUUAGCCUUUGCAUUCUCACUGAUGCCAAGAACCUUAUUAUAGCCGUGAGAAAGGGCAGACAUCAAUUAGCUCUGUGUAGAUGUUAUCAGAACUGCUCUGCCUGUCUGUCUCCAUGGAGACCAUUGGUACAUUCUCAAACCCCAAUCCCAGCCAAUGUCAUUUUGCCAUCUGGAAAAAUGUGAGACGAUGACAAGCUGGCCUGGCCAGCAUAUAGGCAUAGCCUCAAUGGCUGUUUGUCACCCUCCAACACACAAGCUGGCUCUGUAGGUGUGAAUUGGCCCAGCCUGGCCCUCUCUUCCUCCGCUGCAGUGAUAUUAAAUGGGUGCUGUGCUUCCAGAGAUGAUUGCUUCGUAGGUGUUUGGCCUGAAAAACAACAGCAGGUGUCACUGUUGUUCCACUCUGAGCUGUGAAAGUGAACCGUGAACGGCCAUGGUAUUGGCAGCUUUUUAUCAGUUGUCGCAAGCAUGCAUGUCUCCUGUGGUUUUCAGUUUAAGCAAUUUAAAAGAUGGUCAGUCUUGGCUGUUUAGUUGGGAGCAAAGAGAAAAUAUGUUGUAUUUAUUUUUUUAAGCACUGCAUUCUUUCAACACUCCCGGCCUUUCCUGUAGUCGCUCAGAGAAAGUAACAUUGUUGUGGCAUAUUGUCCUUUUUAAAGUCCAGUCUGUCUUCAGUAAAAGACACUGAAUAGGUAUGAAACCUCAGUAACCUGAUUUAUUUACAGCACAGAGGUCUGAAUGUCCCUGAGUUUGGUUAUCAAGCAGUUUAUACAGUGAAGCAGUAGGCCUAACAUUAUUGUGUGGCUUGAGCUGAAUAAAUCCACCCUUUAUUGCCUGAAUUUUGGGGCUUCUUUGACAUUUGUCAGUAUUUCUCCAACAAUUUAUUGCAUGGGCCUUAGUUUUGGGCUGAAAACCUGCAUAGCAUUUCCUGUGUCACAGUUCCGCCCCUUGUGAUUGAAUUGUUUUGGUUUGUUUCGGCUUGUGGUAACAGUCUGGACUCAGUGUAAAAUCCCAACGUCUAACAUCCCAGGUGCCUACCUGCCACUUUCCCCUAAUUGCCUCCCAUAAGCACAGAGAUGGCUGGGUCUAGUUUAAAAAAACAUUACUGUUACAUAAAUUUCCAGUGAAGUGUUACUUCACUGUCCUCCCUGUUUGACUGAAAUGAUUUUUCUGAAUGUUUUUUUAUUUUAGGCACUUGAACAUUUUUAAUGCUACUCAUAGUAAGUGGUGAUAAUGCAUAUAAUAUAUGGCUGUACUGAAUGGAGUCACCCAUGCUGGCAUUUUGUAUUUAGUACUUACAAAACCUUGUGGUCACUUGGAGCACCGUUGAUAUCACAAGAAUUAUGUGGGCAAUGGAGAGUUUUUUAAAGUAGGUUUAGUGUGUUUUUUGAGUUGCAUUUUUUUUUAUUCUCAGAGCUAAUCAGGAGGGUUUUCUUAGGAUGUCAUCAUUGACUGGUACUGACGCCCAGAUGUGUCCGUGUAGCUCUGCAUCCUGUAAAUACUUGUAAAUGUGUCACACAGGUUCUAUGCUCUGUAAACUGUAGAGAGUUAGGUACAUUCAUUUUGUCUUUUGAAUAAAUAGUCUGAAACACCUUAUUGGUUACUAUUGUAUUGUUUGAGGCAGGUAACUCACAAGUCUUAAUUGUGUUAUACGACGCUUAUGGUGGAGGACAAUAAAUUCAUUCAUUAAUGAGUGAAAGUCCUCUGGCAUACAGCGAGGGGCUGUCGAAUAUAGAAAUAUGAGUCAUUCUCCUGGACAUGACAACAGACUGACAACUAGAAUGGUAGUUAUAGCCAAAGCUUUUUGGAUUUAUCCUUCAGUUUAGGUUAUUAUUAGUUAAUAACGUUAUGGUGCUCUCACAUGCUCAGUCGUAUCAAUCUUCAGAAGAGAUCAAAUGCAGACCAGACCCUCCAGAUCAUCUGGUUUCUAACUCCAUUUUCACAGUCAAAGUCAGCACGAGUCAUUUCUUUGACUUGCUUUUCUCAGCAUAUUCCAGCAGGCAAUCUUGUUUAUCGAUUCUGCGCUCUUUUUUUUUUUUUUUAAAUCGGCGUCAUGCUAGUCUUGCCCCACUGAUUUGUGACAGGGACUUGGGAGUGCGGUGCACUCACAUGAUGCAUGUAAUCUUGCAGAAUUAUCUUUGACAAAUGACGGGGGGCAGGGACGCCCGCUGCCAGCAGGAAUUGACUCAGAAGGGGUCACAUACGAAACUUGAUUAACACUGUUGUGCUGUAGGAGAACGGUCACAAUUCAUUUGUGUUUGCCUCACAGAAACCAUUAGCAGAGAGCAGUAUAUCUGUAAGUUCACAUCUGAAGUGAUAACUGAACAAUAAAAACGUC
This is a messenger RNA of Megalops cyprinoides (Indo-Pacific tarpon), 5166 nucleotides long. It is a transcript of the gene atad1a, whose product is annotated as ATPase family AAA domain containing 1a. Gene Ontology annotation, cellular component: mitochondrial outer membrane. Lineage: Eukaryota; Metazoa; Chordata; Actinopteri; Elopiformes; Megalopidae. The transcript has 10 exons. The coding region runs from base 131 to 1270 and encodes 379 amino acids. The record is from RefSeq and is a predicted model, not a curated record. Gene Ontology annotation, molecular function: ATP hydrolysis activity; ATP binding.